Molecule: messenger RNA, 816 nt
Organism: Phymastichus coffea
Lineage: Eukaryota; Metazoa; Arthropoda; Insecta; Hymenoptera; Eulophidae
Product: ATP-dependent DNA helicase PIF1-like
Exons: 1
Coding region: 1-816 (271 amino acids)
Source: RefSeq, a predicted model, not a curated record
AUGAGAGUUCUACCACAUGAAAUUGAAUUCGCCAAAUAUUUAUUGGAUGUUGGUAAUGGAACUAUAAAUGAUACAGAUAAUAACAUACAGCUUCCACACCACUGUAUACUACCUUCUAAUGAAUGCAUUGUUCAAAACAUUUUUGGAAAGUUAAUUAAAGAUAAAAAGUUUGAUGAAAUUAGUCAUUGUGCUAUUUUGUCAGCCAGAAAUGCUGAUGUAGACGAUAUGAAUAAUAAAAUUACCGAUUUAUUAGAUAAAACUACUGAACACAUAUACACUGGCAUAGACAGCACAGAGAGCUGUGAAAAUGGUAAAAUGGGAGAAGUUCUUUUACUAGAAUAUCGUAACUCAUUAAACCCACCGAACUUUCCUCCUCACAAAUUGCGUUUAAGAAAAUUUUGCAUAAUCAUGUUAAUAAGAAAUAUUAAUCUCAGUGAAGGAUUAUGUAAUGGAACAAGAUUACAAGUAAUUGAUUUUUCUAAUCAUUUACUGAAAUGUAAAAUAUUAACUGGAGAUAAACGCAAUAACAUAGUAUUUAUUAAUCGAAUUACAUUGUACUGUGAAAAUCAAUAUCCGUUUACUUUCAAAAGACGACAAUUUCCAAUUCGAUUAGCUUUUGCUAUAACUAUCAAUAAAUCUCAAGGACAAACUCUAGCAAAAAUUCGUAUCGAUCUUCGAAGAGAUGUUUUUAAUCGUGGUCAGCUUUAUGUUGCGAUGUCUAGAGUGCGAUCAUGGGAUUCAUUGAAAAUUUAUUUAGGAAAUCAGAGACAAACUUUGAAUGUUAAAAAUUAUGUUUAUACAGAAUUGUACCAAUGA